GAGUUACACUUUUAUGUGAUAGUAUCUCACUCACGCACAUUAUUAGAGCUUUUUUCCUCUCAACUAGUUCUGGCUACAUACAUUCUUCUCCUCUCACUUCCUCCCACAUCUUGGUCCAUUCAUUAUUUCUCUCUCGGAAAACAUUAGAAAGCACUCACACAAUGAAUCACACUCACACAAACUCAAACUAAUGGUUACUAGCGGGCAAUCUAUGAAACUCAGUAUUUUCUCAUCAUGUUUUUACAAUUUCCAGUUGCUGACAUGAAGUCAUCUAUAAUUCCCUUUGCGAUUUCGGUGUUUGUCUUCAUAAUAUUGCAAGGUUGUUAUGGCCAUCAGCAAGAUCCUUUCCAUUUUGGAUACUCCAAACAAUUGCAAAAAGAAUGGGCUCACAUGCCCAACACAAGCUGUGGUGGAAAACACCAGUCACCAAUCCACAUUGAUUCGAAAAUAGUAAUACCAGAGCCGAUCCCGGCCUUGGAAAUGGUCGGAUUCCACAACAUGUUUCUGCACCCAUUGAAUCUCAGCAACAACGGACAUUCAGUACAACUGAGACUACCUCCAGCUGAUGGUGGAAGCAUAAAAAUAUUUGGAGCACUCCUGGAUGCCCAUUAUCGAAUGGAGCUACUGCAUUUCCACUGGGGUGACACAAAUUGCAGAGGUAGCGAGCAUGUCAUCAAUCAUGUCAGGUUUCCUCUUGAGAUGCACAUUGUUUUCUAUAAGCAGCACUUCAGCUCCAUUCAAGAGGCUUCCAAACAUAAAUCUGGUCUAGCAGUGCUUGCUUUCAUUUUCCAGAUAAGAGAGAAGGACAACCGAGCACUGAACCCUCUGGUCAAGGAAUUCUCGAAGCUGACUGAAGAAGGCAGUUCUGUCCUGAUGAAGGAUUCCUUCACACUGUCUCAUAUCCUGACAAGGAAUAUGGAAAUAUUCUACACGUAUCGUGGAUCCCUCACCACACCUCCAUGCACUGAAGCAGUCACCUGGAUUGUUUUCCCGGACCCGCUGCCUGUGUCUUACAAUCAGAUGAGAAUGUUCAGAUCAAUGAAAUCUCACGAAUCGAAGCUUGUGGACAACUUCAGACAUUUGCAAGAGAUCGGACACAGGAAGGUGUUUGUGAGACUGGGUCCUUCAAACAGCUCGUUCCACCACAACAGAGUGCAAGACCACCUCAGAACCAAGUUCUGGGAGUAAGACAGAAGCAUCACUUAAGAUAUAAGCAUCACUUAAGACUGUGUCCUCCAGAACAAAGUAUUUCUAUCACUUUAGAAUAGGUUGAUUAGAUGUAAUCAUAUGAUAAGAUCUGCUGCAUUUAGAUAAUUAGAUGAGGUUUAAAAAUUAUGAGAAAAGUGGCGUACGACAAAACAGCUUUUACAGAGAAAUAUGUUUAUCUGUUUUAGUAUGAAAUAAAUGAUAUCUCUGUAAA
This is a messenger RNA of Nilaparvata lugens (brown planthopper), 1420 nucleotides long. Its product is annotated as putative carbonic anhydrase 3. NCBI's taxonomy places the organism in Eukaryota, Metazoa, Arthropoda, Insecta, Hemiptera, Delphacidae. The record is from RefSeq and is a predicted model, not a curated record. The coding region runs from base 235 to 1188 and encodes 317 amino acids. The transcript is spliced from 7 exons. Gene Ontology annotation, molecular function: zinc ion binding; carbonate dehydratase activity. Gene Ontology annotation, cellular component: cytoplasm.